This is a messenger RNA of Prunus armeniaca (apricot), 717 nucleotides long. The record is from the annotation of a GenBank genome assembly. Lineage: Eukaryota; Viridiplantae; Streptophyta; Magnoliopsida; Rosales; Rosaceae.
AUGGCCUCUUCAGGAGUUAAGGGAGACAGUUAUCGUUGCUAUUUGCAUGGAGAAGGAGAAAAGAACACCAAAUGGAGGUAUGGUGCCCCUCCUAACUAUGGUGCUGUCAACAAGCUCUUUGAAGAAGGCAGAACCAAGAUAUGGCCUCCGGGAUCACUAGAAGAACAAGUGCAAAACCUUGUAAAGACAUGGGAAAUGGAGAUGUUCCAUAAAACAAGGGAUGAAGACUUUAAAGCAAGUGAUCCUAAGAAGUACACUUUCAGCCUAAAUAGAAGGAAAGCUGUAAGUUUGGAAGAGAAGCGAAAGCUUGGGGGAGGCUACAACUCUUUUCUGCAAACCUCAUUGCCAGAUGAGUUCCGGUGCUACAACCCGGCAGAAGAAACGGUGGAUUCAGCUCAUAGGGCUUUCACAACCGCAUUUCCGCGCGGGUUUGCUCUAGAGAUUCUCCAUGUGUACUCUGGUCCUCCACUGAUCGUAUACAAGUUCAGGCACUGGGGUUACAUGGACGGUCCUUUCAAAGGUCAUGCCCCUACUGGAGAAAAGGUUGAACUCUUUGGGAUGGCAAACUUUGAGUUGGAUGAACAUGGGAAAAUUGUGAAGGUUGAGUUCUUUUUCGACCGCGGAGAACUUCUUGGGGGCCUUCUAAAGGGAGCAAGCUUUGACAGUUCCAGUAAAGAGGCAGCCUUUGCUUGCCCAUUCUUGAGGAGCACAGGGUAG